UUUUCCAAGUAUUAACCCCUUCCUGCCUGGCCCAUGUACAUAAACGGCCGGACCGGAGCUGUGCAGGAGCGGGUGGAUGUUUAUAAAUGGCAUCCGCAUCCUGGGAGCGCACGGCAACAUGAUCCGGAGGACACACGGAACACCGAUCGCUGUACGGGACCUCUGUGUGAGGUGUUGAUCAUGUGAUCAAUGAUUGGCCAAUCAGUGAUUACUUCCUGACAUCAUUGCUUACUACGUGUGAAAUCUGUGAAUGAUCACAGAGAUCACAUGGUAGAGGGCAAUUCACAACA
Molecule: messenger RNA, 290 nt
Organism: Staurois parvus
Lineage: Eukaryota; Metazoa; Chordata; Amphibia; Anura; Ranidae
Source: the annotation of a GenBank genome assembly